AUGAGAUCAAGACGUGCAAUAGCAUCCACAAGAAGAAGUGGACUUACUCCAAAACCUACAGCAAAGAACUUUGAUAUAAAUGAUUAUGCUGGUAAUAUUAGUGUCUAUAAAGUAGAUCAGAUUCUUCAAUUUGAUCCUACUAAUAUGAAAAGUGCUACAGCAAUAGUAGAGAAUAGUGAUACUUCUCAAAUUAAUGUUGAUAUGACUAGUUUAAAGACUGAAUUAUUUAGAAUAAAGGCUAAUUAUGAUUUAAGAUUUAAUGUCAAAUUAUCUAAUGAUGAUAGUAAUAAUGAUGAUGAUACUAAUAGUAAUGAAAAGAUUUAUGGAAUAGGAUUCUUGUUUAUACUCAAUGAUAAGAAAACAAAAUAUGAUGUUAUUAUGUAUUGUAAUACAAAUGAAAAUCAGAUUCAAGUUCCUUUAGAAAGUAGUUUAUCAUUUAAUCUUAAUGACUCUUUCUUUUUAUUUGGUGAAAAUUCAUAUUCAUCACUUACUAUUAAUCAUCCUAUUGUUUCUAUUGAAUACAAUGAUUAUCUCCAAAUAUUAUUAAAUAAUAUGCCAUUUGGUCUUCAAAGAAUCUUAGGUAAUUUCACUUUCUCUAAUGUUCUCAGUAUAGUAAGUUAUGAUUAUAAUGAAACUACUGGUUCAUGCUACUUAAACUAA
This is a messenger RNA of Entamoeba histolytica HM-1:IMSS, 660 nucleotides long. RefSeq lists its product as uncharacterized. The record is from RefSeq and is a predicted model, not a curated record. Lineage: Eukaryota; Evosea; Mastigamoebida; Endamoebidae. Bases 1 to 660 code for a protein of 219 amino acids. The transcript has a single exon.